This is a messenger RNA of Diprion similis, 6690 nucleotides long. RefSeq names its product proteasome activator complex subunit 4-like. Gene Ontology annotation, molecular function: proteasome binding; peptidase activator activity. The record is from RefSeq and is a predicted model, not a curated record. The transcript has 12 exons. The coding region runs from base 358 to 5934 and encodes 1858 amino acids. Gene Ontology annotation, cellular component: nucleus; cytosol. Gene Ontology annotation, biological process: proteasomal ubiquitin-independent protein catabolic process. Lineage: Eukaryota; Metazoa; Arthropoda; Insecta; Hymenoptera; Diprionidae.
CUCUCUGUACGUUUCCUUGUUCGUGUUAAUGAAUACACGUGGCGGGCUCGGUGGGGAGUCACGCAGUGUCUCAGUUUUUAUAAUAAUGCCAGUCAGCUGAAGCAGCAAAAUAAGCGUGCUGCCAUACAAAAGAUGACUCGUGUAAAAUGAGCAUUAGGAAAUAAGCAAGUUGUUACAUAUCUUCAGAAUGACGCACGAUUCCGCGUAGCCGUGAUUAGUGUCUUCCUUACAGCCGUUCUACGAGGAUCAGUAUAACAGUUGAUCCAUUAUCACGCGUAGGAUAGAAAAUACGGCCACAAUAAAAAGUCAACAACAGGAGGCAAAGGAAAAUCAACAACAAUACACAUACCUUAAACAAUGGACGAGGACAUGACGGAUAAUGAUUUUGAGGACGAGUUAACCAUCGACUCGUCCGGUGGAAGUUUGAGGUUUCAAUCUCAGAGAGAGAUAUUUUACAAUAAACUUUUACCUUAUGCUAAUGUCAUCGAUGCCGAAGCCCAGACUCUGUUUGAAGAGAUCAAAGCCAAUCUUGGACGUGCGAUAUUGCUGCGAGAGCUUGAUGUUGGCUGUAGCAUCUGGACCGCGAGACUAUACAAGUACAUCAAGCUCUACGGGAUGAAGUUUUCCAAGGAAGAUCACAUUGUCCUAGUCAAACUGAUGUUUAAGUUGAUAACCAUCCCUAACUUGGAACCUCAUAAGGUUGCUGAAUUUGGAACAAUGCUGAUAGUAUUGCUGAAAAAGAAGAAAUUAAUCUCUCGAGAGGAAUUGGAACUGCCAUGGGAACCGCUUUAUGAUUUGACCUAUCGCAUCAUGGCCACAGGAAAAACGGCGAUUGGGAUAUACCGAUAUUUUCCAUCCGUUCAAUCAACCCUUGAUGUUAUGGUUCACGCGGCCAAAGUCUACUUUCCUGUGACCGCGACCCAAGAAAUUCUGGACAAACUUAGACCGCGCCUCUAUCCUCUGGAUUCUUCUACAAUGGCAACGACGAUGGAAACCUUGGAAUGGUUUUUGCCACUGACGUUACCUUCGAAGUAUCACUCGUUGGGGCACGAGUUGUGGUUUGAGGAAUUCAUGAGCCUGUGGGAAGUUUGUCACAACGCGCCAACCUGGGAGUAUGAAAUAAUGUGGCUCAUGUCGAGGCUUGCUACAUGCAAUAUCGGAUACAUUGAUUGGGAGCCAUACGUUCCCCUCAUGUUUACAAGAUUUAUCCGCUACUUGAACCUGCCAGUCACAUAUAAGCACAUACAAAGCAGUAAACAUCACAAAAUGGAUACAUCCGCUAUUGCUAUAUGGAUCGUCUCAGUGCUAGGUCAUGGAUCAUGCGUGCAAGAUUAUUUAACCAAGUUUUUAAAAACAAUAGAGAGCUACAUUCACCCUGCUAAUUAUGGUCAAUGGCACUCAAAGUUGCGGGAAUUGCUCAGUAAACUUCCUCUGCAUUUCGUCUUACGUCUGCACAAGGAACGUUAUGGCAAGCAGACAUGGGAAGAACCUGUACCUGAAGCAUUCAAGCUUACCGACGAAGAUGUCGAUCGAUUUGUUUUGAGUAUAAAACCGCUUGUUAUGACGGCAAUGUUUGGAAAAAUGGGUGGUUUCGAAGCUAGUCAGGCGCUGCAAUAUUUGGCUACCAUGCGGCCCAAAUUAAUCAUUCCAGACGUUCUAGAACGGCUGUACUCAGUACUGGAUUCACUCACGGAACCUCACAAAUUAACGGCAUCUAUGAACUGUGUUGUGGCAGUAGCUCGGCCACUAGUCCAAGGCAUGAGAAAUUACAACACGGGUUACGAAUAUGCAGAGGGGCCAUCCCACGUCUUACAUCUCCUGUUCUCAAUUCUGCCUGGUAUAGAUCCUAACGACGUGAGAAAAUCAUUUAUCACAUUUCGAUUGAUAUCUGUAUUUGCUGGGAUAAUUCCAAUAGUGGAUUCGUCAAGAGUGCCAGACCCUAUCAGUGAAGAGGAUAGACUGAUCUGCGAGUCAACAUCACGUUUUGAAGAUUUUGUUCUUCAGUUUUUAGACAAAGUUUUCAGCCUGAUAGAUUCGAGCUCUCUAGAAUUUGUGAGGCAUGAGAGUCAUGGGGAGGAUAGAAAGAGCAAGCUCGAAUCGUGGCUUGAACAUGCCUUAGGUGGUGGCUGCAGAGGUCUUCUUGAUCAAACUAGCGAUGCUAUUUUCGAUUGUGCCUUACGAAAAUUUCGUUCCCUUGCUACCGAACGUAUUCUAGAAACUCAGGUUGCUGGUCGACUGGCAGCUGUUCUUUGCCGUUCAUUUUCUCAUGCUAAUGGACAGCAAACCCUGCGGGUGCUUGUUCCACCCCUGGUUAGGAACAUAUUAGAUGCCGUCGGGCAAAGCGACGAUAUUGCCAAGGAGGAAAACUUAGAUAAUCAGCUUUUGUACAGUAUGCAACUACUUGUUGCAACUCUUGAAACGAAUGGAAACUAUCUGUUACCUUACAUGGACACACUGAUGGAAGUUCUUGAUAAGACGCUAUACUUGAAAUCUAGGGAAGGAAGCCAAACCGCUGCUCGGCUUUUGAGGAUAGUUCUUCUGUGUUUAUCAAUGGUCGGACUUGCCGAUUCUAAGACAUCUGUCGGCGAUUACAAUGAUCCUGAGUACAUGUCAAUUAAGGACUGGGGACAGGCGGUGGAUAAAAAAGAUCUUAAUGCCAAAUGGUACGUACCUGGAGUAGAUGAGGUGGCAGCAAUUAAAAAAUUUUUUUCAAAGUAUCUACCGCCUGUUCUGGAGAAGAUAAAGCGUUUUACUGCAGACAAAAACACAUUAACCAGGGAGGAGCUUUUGACAAAUCUCAAUAUAAUGAAGGCUAUUCUCACCAGUUGUGAGGCGUUUUUGCCAGUUUGGUCCGAACCGCCCAUUGAAACGGUGGAAUCAGCCCUAGAGUGGACUUUUACACCAGAACUCGGAAUUCGAGGGGAACUGUCAAUGCCAGAUGGAAGUAAUGUCAGGAAGCAUAUAGCGAAUAUCUUGCGUGACUUGCAAUUAAGUAUGUUGAGGGAUGCCGAAGACGAUAUAAAAAGUUUAUUUGUUGUAAUUGAGAUCUGGGGUUCUCUGCUGUUGGGGAGAAUACGAAUAGGUGAAGACUACGAAGCGAGGCGAAAGAAUUUCUCGAUGACUCAUAAACUAAUAGAGGAUAAAUUGAAGGGGAAGCAAAAGCACAUGAGAAUAACGAUGGUGCAACGUGCGGCGAUACAGCACGAAAUUCGUUUUAUGGAAAGUGUGGUCUGUCUCACAGAAACGCACAAGUCUAUUAUGUUGGAACUAUUCAAAUUAGGAACCAGCAGGUAUGGAGAAGUGCGAUCAAGGGCGCAGAGCCUGCUAUUUACCGCCAUGCAAUAUUUUACGUUCUCACAUAACGUGAUUGUUCCCGAGAUAGUAAAAAUAUUGAGCAAAGACAGCGAAGAACAUCAUGAAGCAUUCAAAGGGGUUUUAUACAUUUUGUUAGGUCCAAAGCCAUCCCCGAUAAUGACAAGGCGAAAUUGGUUGUUAUUGAAUACACUUUGGCCAGCGUUGGUUUUAUCUAAACCUUCGGAAAAAUUGUCUGUAAUUCGUUUGAAAGAAAAGUUAGUGGACACGGUACGCAAGCUUUUUCCAACAACUACUAUAGAAAUUGAAAUACCACCAACGUGUAUUGAGACAGCUAGAUUAUUAUGGGAUAAUUAUCCUAAACCCAGUUUACCACAGCCAACCGAAAUUGAAAUCGAAAAGGGAGUGGAGAGCUUGCGGAAUUUAGGACAUAGAAAUCUAGAAUAUUACAAUAGUCUGUUAGAUAAAUUACUUAAAGCCAUUAUCGAACAAAGUCUCCAUUGGAGGCAAAGACUGAUGGCUAUCAGUCUCAUAAGAGAUUUGGUUCACCCCGAUCACAUAUAUCCUGCGAAAAUAGUGCGCUUCUUCCUCAGCUCAUUGAUACACGAGUCUUUGGAGGAGAGAAAAAUAGCCAUCAGAGCCAUGCUUUUUAUUUUCAAACAACAGAAGAGAAAACAUCAAAAGGUAACGAUAGAUCACUCGAGGUUUGAGAAUCAAGGCAAGUGUAAAAAAUUGAGCCCUGGGAAAAGGCCUGACAAUGCUUGGCUUCAAUACAAUUACGAAACCCGUCCUUUGACCUCAGAGCAGUGGGAAGAGCCAAGAUUCAUGCACCACCCAUGGGUAGGAUAUUACACAUGGCCAAAAGAGGUUAAAGUCUACGCUCCAUCUUCUCAGCAGCCAUCGCUAGACCCAAAUGUAAGGAUAUUAACUGACGAGGAAAAGGAGAUAGACAUUUUCUUCAACGACCCGUCAAAUAUCUCAAAACUCAUAGGAUAUCUUAGUUUGGAAGAAAGAAAGGGGAAAGACAAAUUCGAUGGUUACCGUUUUGUCCUUUUCGAAGGCUUGUUCAGAAACCACGGGGAUGUGCAUCUCAAGCACUUUCUACCUCACCUGCGAAGGUUGGUAGCGGAAAAACAAGAGAGCAGUCAGCGAUGUGCCGCAGAGAUAGUUGCAGGUCUUAUACGAGGCGCAAAGCACUGGACAUUCCCAAUGACAGAAAAAAUGUGGGAAGACUUGCUACCUAUUGUCAGAACAGCGCUAAGUAAUUUGACUGUCGAAACUGUUACGGAUUGGGGAAUCUGUUUUGCCACGGCACAGGAGAGUCGAGACCCUAAUAGGCAACACUGGCUGUUAGAGUGUCUCAUGGAAGAGCCUCCACUGGGUGAAUCUGAGGUAUCAUUUGUUGAGUGUGGAAGAUUGUACGCUUUGCAAGGGGCACUGAGCCAGCAGUCCUGGCGAGUCUCAGAGUUAUUGAAUCGUCUGCUCGUUCGUUUGGAGGACAGAUUACUAGCAAAUCCUUUCCAAAACGUUCGGGAACGUCUCGGAUCUCUGUUAGCUACAAUUUUUGACUCAGAUCUCGUGUUUCCGGAUUCUCUUCAAAGAACAAAUUCAUCUAUUCUCGUACAAGAAUUUAUGGACAAAGUGAUGCCACGACUACAAAUAUUGGCCCAAGAUCCUGCCACUCCAAGUAUCAAGACAGAAGAGCCUACCGAAUUGUCUUCAUUGGCGAAUCAAGUCAAUCUGAACGAAUUGUCCAAGGAUCCAAAAAACGAGGAACGUGAAGGAGCAGUUAGAUUGUUGAAGACUUUAUGCAAGUGGUUGAUUGGCGGCAUAGUUCGAUCUCAGUACGGUGCGCUGCCAGCCCAUUAUCAACUAUUUCCAAUAGUCUGUCAGCUAGAAAACAGCGAAGUUGACGAAGAGUUGAACAGAACCUGCACUAGCACGCUGGCUGUUUUAGCUCAGGCAUUUACACUGCCCCAACACAUUCCAACUGCUCUCGAUACAGUUGAUAGAAUAUCGAAAAGUACCUCGUGGCGGACCAGAGGCACAUGUCUCGAAUUUUUACAAGUUUUAAUAUUCCACAAUAUGAGUAUUCUACUUAGCAACCCGUUGUGGGUCGAUCAAGUGUGCAGGCUCGUUCUUUGCCUGCUAGAAGACGAAUGUCUUGAAGUACGUGAAAAAGCUGGUCAGGUACUUGGCGGGCUUCUUCAUUGUACACUCAUUCCAGAUCAAGAGAUUCUCUUGUCAGAUCUUAAGAUCAAAGCUAAGACGAAGUUGAAGCAAAAGAAAAAACAACAGUCAAAGGAUGCAACCACGAACCACGACAGAUCUGCUGAAGCUGCUUCGAUCCGUGUCCGUCACGCCGGUGUUUUGGGACUGUGCGCAUUCAUCAAUGCUCAUCCCUAUGACGUACCUCCUUUCUUACCUCCAAUAUUUGAAGAGCUUGGACCUCAUCUAAGCGACCCUCACCCCAUUCCCGUAACAAUUCGAAAGACAUUGGGCGACUUUAAGCGAACGCAUCAUGACGGAUGGUCAGGUGAGAACGGGCACGAACAACGUUUCACGAAAGAGCAACUAGUCGUUUUUCAGGAUCUUGUUGUCCCACCACCAUAUUUUGCUUGAUUUUAGACACGCCAAGUCAAAAUAUAUAUAUUAUAUCUACAAUUAUAUUACAUCGUGAUGAUAGAGACUAACUCUUAAUCAAUUUAACUUUAUUUGUCUGAGGGUAGGUGAGAAUUGUCGAACAAUUAUGCGGGUCUUAAUUUGUUUUUUCGUUGCGCGUGAUAUUAAUGGAUUAAUUAUUGCACUGACAAACAUUCGACACGUUCGCUUAUAUAAAUGUAAUUUCGGUAUGUAUAAUAACAUAAUUUUUUACUGAAAAAAACGAGUACUUGAAGGGAAAAUAAUUAUACACGGAUUUCUGUAAUUUCAUCGCUACUGUAAAAAAUUGUUUGUAGGAAUAAUAAUAUGCUCUUUGAGAUAGGCGAUUAACUUAUGGAAACCUCGAUUGAAACAAUUGUCAGUCAGUACGCGGUUUUACUUAAUCUCUUGAUGUGGGCAUACAAUAAUGUACACUUAAACUUCUUAUGCUAAUCCCAAAGUUUGACACUGGCACUGACACUCUCACAUACACAUACACACACACACACACACACACACACACACACAUACACACUCCGCUUGUUGGAAAAUGUCGUUAACUGUGACUAAUUGCAGGUCAACAAAUAUAUUAUUUUUUUUUAUAUGCAAUAGGUGCCGAAUUACGCAUAAACUUUCUCGUACUUGAACUAUUUUUGUUAGUUCGAACGUGCAAUUUACCUUGUACAGCUUUUGUGUAAUAGCAAGAUGAUAAAUAAAAUUUACCACGAUGAUAUGUUG